Iphiclides podalirius (scarce swallowtail) is the source of this 339-nucleotide messenger RNA. The record is from the annotation of a GenBank genome assembly. Lineage: Eukaryota; Metazoa; Arthropoda; Insecta; Lepidoptera; Papilionidae.
AUGUCCGUGAAGGCUCCGCGACGCGACUCGGCACGUCCGCUCAGCACGACGGUGGACGUCUCACUGACUGGCUCCCGUCGGGGCACGGCCGCCCUUUAUUUUCGGUGCACGGAGGGCGAACGCUAUCCGGCCUCUUUGUUGUACCGAAGAGGGGCACGACACGAGACGCGCGAUACAUUCAAUCGGACGAUGUUUCGUAAUUAUUACACGGGCAUGAAUGGACGACUAGGCAACCGGUCCACGACAGCUGCGCGCGAAAGGCGCACCGAAAUAGAGCACGCGAGGCGUGGGACCACCACGGCGUACACGCCGCGACGGAGGUCCGAGUUCACGGCUUAU